Eremothecium gossypii ATCC 10895 is the source of this 447-nucleotide messenger RNA. RefSeq names its product mRNA splicing protein SMB1 (gene SMB1). Gene Ontology annotation, cellular component: U2 snRNP; U5 snRNP; U1 snRNP. The record is from RefSeq and is marked provisional. Gene Ontology annotation, molecular function: RNA binding. Gene Ontology annotation, biological process: mRNA splicing, via spliceosome. The transcript has a single exon. The coding region runs from base 1 to 447 and encodes 148 amino acids. Lineage: Eukaryota; Fungi; Ascomycota; Saccharomycetes; Saccharomycetales; Saccharomycetaceae.
AUGCCGGCCACCGUCUCGCACCGCUCUACGCUUAAGGACCUCAUCGACUACAAGCUGCGCGUGCUCUCCCAGGACGGCCGCGUUUACGUCGGUACGCUGCUCGCGUUCGAUGCCCACAUGAACCUGGUCCUGGCCGACUGCGUCGAGGAGCGGCUGUCGGACCAUCACGUGCGCAACCUUCAGAAAGACCAUGCGCAGCGCCCGCAGCCCGAGCGCCGCGUGCUGGGCCUGACCAUCCUGCGCGGCGAGCACGUGCUCACCACGCUCGUCGAGUCGCCGCCGCUGCAGAGCAAGAAGGAGCGGCUGCGCGCCGAGGGCCGCGUGCGCAAGCGCCUGGCUACCAAGAAGAAGGCCGCGGGCGCUGCCGUCGCGCGUGCCGCCGCGGCGGACCGCACCCGCCCGCGCGCGCCGCGCUUCCAGGCUCCGCCCGGCUUCAAGAAACGCUGA